Molecule: messenger RNA, 5578 nt
Organism: Lytechinus variegatus (green sea urchin)
Lineage: Eukaryota; Metazoa; Echinodermata; Echinoidea; Temnopleuroida; Toxopneustidae
Product: DNA excision repair protein ERCC-6-like
Exons: 21
Coding region: 156-5111 (1651 amino acids)
Molecular function (GO): ATP binding; DNA translocase activity; ATP-dependent chromatin remodeler activity
Source: RefSeq, a predicted model, not a curated record
GCGCGCGCGGCCGCGGUGAAUUUGAAUACGACUCCCGGGAGCAACGUUUGAUAGAUCUAAAAGAAAUACGUCAAAUUUACUAGGAUCCUGUACUGUGCUGUUGCUGAUAACUGCUGCUUGACUUUGGGCUUGGAGACAGGCAAGGUUACAGCAAGAUGCAACAACCAGGAGAAAGGCCCCUUAGAGAAAUACAGCAUGGAAACAUUGGUAUGGGACGAGGUAGUGAGGCUGACCAAGCCAAGGUGGCUGCUUUGAUGAAAAAAGCAAAGAGUGCUGUUGAAGAGGGUCACCCAAGAGCAGCUUUGGAAAUAUUACAGAAGGCAGCUGAGAUACAGAAGACAGAGAAAAUUCUCAAGAGAAUAUCUAAAUUAGAGGCAUAUCUUGCUGAGAAUGGAUCUGAGGAUGAAGAUGAAGAAGAUGACAACAUGGCUCACGUUGGCAAGGGAUUCUAUAUCUACAAAGAUCUCUAUAACAGAUUGUAUGAAUAUCAGAAAGAAUCACUUCUUUGGUUUUGGCGUCUCCAUCGGAAGCAGAAAGGAGGCAUUCUUGGAGAUGACAUGGGACUUGGCAAGACUGUGCAAGUAGUUGCCUUUCUAAGUGGUCUCUUUGACAUGGAGCAGGUUGAAAAUGUGCUCAUUGUUGUACCUGUAGCCCUCAUCAUCAACUGGGAAAGAGAAUUCAAGAAUUGGGCUCCAGGCAUAGGAGUUCAUACAUUCCAUGGUGCAAGCAAGAAAGAAAGGGAACGCUUACUAGAGAGAGUACAGAGGAGAGGUGGUGUUUUGAUGGUUAGCUAUGGACUGGUUGUAACGUGCUGGGAACAGAUUAAUCAUUAUCGAUGUAAUGAUUUUGUCUGGGAUUAUGUAAUCCUUGAUGAAGGUCAUAAGAUCAAGAACCCUACAAAGACUACCAAAGCUGUAAAUGCCAUUGCAGCUAAGCACCGUUUCAUCUUGACUGGUACACCCAUACAAAACAAUCUUAAAGAGCUUUGGUCUCUCUUCAACUUUGUGACACAUGGGACUUUGCUGGGUACACUGCAGACCUUCAAAUCAGAGUAUGAUAAUCCUAUCACAAGGGCAAGAGAAAAAGAUGCCACUGCAAGCGAGAAGCUCCUUGGCAAUGAGAUGGCAGAGAGCCUGCGCCUCCUUAUAGCACCAUACUUCUUAAGACGGACCAAGGCAGAUGUAUUGGAGAACAAGAAGGAGAGUGAUCAGGAUGAUGUAGAUAGUGAGGCCAGUGGAUCUACACGGGGAUCACUAUCACCUGAUAAUGUUAUUCCCUCCCUGACAAGGAAGAAUGAUCUGAUAGUUUGGUUAUCAUUGACUGAUACACAGAUUAAUAUCUACAAGGAUUUCAUUAGUCUAGACAGGGUCAAAGAGUUGCUAAUGACCAAGCGAUCACCUUUAGCUGAGCUUACGAUCCUGAAAAAAAUCUGUGAUCAUCCCAGACUGCUGUCAAACCGGGCUUGUAGACAACUAGGGCUGCAGAUGUUUGAUGAAGGGUAUGAUGAGAAUGAUGAUCCUGAUGAAAUGGAGUGUGCUGCGAACAGCAUCCAUGCUAUCAGUGAAGAGACGCUUUUCUUAGAGUCUGGUAAACUCCAGUUUCUUGUCAAGUUACUCACCAAUCUUAGAGAAGAGGAUCACAGAUGUCUUGUUUUCAGCCAGUCACGCAAGAUGCUUGAUAUUGUGGAGAAGAUCCUCAAAGCAAGGGGAUUCAAGCUGAUGCGUCUUGAUGGCACCAUCACCAAGAUGAGUGAUAGAGAAGAUAGGAUCAGUCGUUUCCAAAGAGAUCACUCCUACAGUGUGUUCCUACUCACAACUCAAGUUGGAGGGGUGGGGCUGACGUUGACAGGUGCAAACAGGGUUGUCAUCAUCGAUCCUAGCUGGAAUCCAGCGACAGAUAACCAGGCCGUUGACCGGGCUUACCGUAUCGGCCAGACAAGAACAGUGGUCAUCUACCGUCUUAUUACAUGUGGCACAGUGGAGGAGAAGAUAUACAGAAGACAGAUCUUUAAGGAAUCCUUGACCAAACAGACCACCGGUAGCUCCAAGAAUCCUUAUCGGUAUUUUACAGGUCAGCAGUUGAAGGAGCUGUUUGUGCUUGAUAAUCCCAAGGUAUCAGAGACACAGAAACAGCUUGAAGCAAUGCAUUCCUCUCAUAGGAAGACUGAUACAGAACUGGAUUCUCAUAUAGCGUUCUUAUAUUCUACAGAUAUCUUUGGGAUUAGUGAUCAUGAUCUGAUGUUCUCUCAGGAAGCACAUGUGGAACCAAACCAGGAGUUUGAAGAAGAAGGAAACCAGUAUGUUCAGCAAAGGGUUCAGAGGGCACAGGAACUUGUUGCUCAAGAAUCUGACCUGACCCGGAAGUUGAAUGAUCACAUCCGACGUGGCACAGAGGGGCCCGGUGGAGCCAAGAAACGCUACUCUAUGAAUGUCAAUCGUGAAAGGCUGCAGAGUGAAUGGGCAGAGAAGUCUGGGGAAGGGGUCAUCAACCCACCUCUUCAAAAUGUACCAAAAUAUUACAAACCAGAGGAUAGACAACCUUCAAGAGGAGUAGACACGGCUGUUGAGGAUUUAGACCGCACCAUGGAAGAGCUCUCCAUCAAUGUUUCUAGAUCUAGCUUUGAUGAGGAAGCAGAGGAUUUAGCCCAACGUUCUCCUGGUUAUCAGAGUAAUGCAUCUCAAGACAUAGGAGGGACGGAGGAGGUUCUGAUCAUCGAUGACUCUCCUCUCGGAAGCGGAGAUGAGGGGGGUAUUGAAAGCCGACCUGGUAGUGUCUUUGUGGUAGAUGAUGACUCGAGACCUGGGAGUCGGUCGGAGGAAAGCUGCAGACCUGGCAGCACGGUAGAGGACAAGGCUUUUAUAGGUGAAUCUUACCUCCCAGAGGAUAGCAGCCGUGGUCCUAGUAGGAAUGAUGAUGGCAAUAUUAUACAUGAUCAGGAUGAAGAGAUGGAAGAUUACAUUGAUGAUCACAGCAGUGGCGGUGACUCCCGAAGUAAUGCUGAAGCGCCAAAUACCAAGCAGGAGCUGUUUACAAGUGCCAAUGAGAGUCUUGAAUUGGUGGUUGGUAUGACACCACCAAGAGGCCAAAAUGGAGAUUACCCAGUUGGUUCCAGGGAGUCUAGCAGAGGUACAACUUCCUUUUAUACAGGUGAAUCGCAUGGUGGUAUGGCAGAUGAUAGUGGAUCACUGAGAAGCAGGAAUGAGGAAUCUAAGCAAUUGAUGCCAUCUGAUACUGACAGCUAUGGGAUGAUGGAGGUGAGUAGCGGACAGCCAUCUGAUCUACCACACUUCAAUGCCACCAGGAAACUGUCCCUUGAAGAUUCAAGAUCAUUGACGUGUAGUCAGAUGACACAAGAUGUGGAGGCAGACUUCAGAGCAAAUACAAUUGAUUGGGAGAAUGGCAGGUGUUCUUCACAGGAUAUGAGAUCCAGAGAAGGGAUGACAGACCAGGAUAUGAGUGCGAGUGGAGUAGAUGAUGUUGGACUAGACAGUGAGGAUGAUGAAGAAGAUGGUAGUUAUGGAGAAGUGGUGGAAGUGUCUGUCGCAAGUUUUUGUUGUCAGGCUGAUGGGGAUGUCCGUCAAGACAUGGAUGUUAGCAACACGGUUGAACCCUUGAAUCAGGAGAAACACCAUCAGUCUGGAUCACCCAGAGAACAAAUGCUCAUGAUUGAAGAUAGAAGAGAUGAUGAGGGCAGUGAGAGCUCUGUGAGAAGAAGCCCACAUCCAGAUCCUCAGUCAGAUGAAGUUGAAGAGGAAAAUAGUUAUGAAGAUGUAUCCAUGGCCAGCUUCUCGGUGCAAACUGAUGAUGUUGACAACCUAAAAGAAGUGCAAUCAACAAAUCUGGAUGAUAAAUCCAGUUCACAUUAUUCCCACAGCUCAGUACUAAAAGACCAACAAUCUUUCCAAAAGGAACUAUUCACUAAAGAUCUAUCCAGUAUCAAUGUAAGCUCAGCAAGGGAGGGACCUCCAGAAGGCAUUGACCUGGAUGCAACAUCUCGGUUCCUAGGACUCACAUCAGAGGAGAGCCCAUUCCUUAAAACCUCAUCACCUGUUACCAAGGCCCGUCAUGUCCGGAGGAUAGUAUCGGAUGAUGAGGAGGAGGAAGACGAUGGGUCAGUUUUUGAAAGGGACACUAGUAAUGGAGGCAGGGCCAGACUCCUUGAUGAUGAAGGUGUGUAUGGAGGGGUUUAUAAAGACAAUGAACCAAGAGAUAAACAACUCAGCACCAAAAGGAAGAAACCAUCAAGUGUUCUGGUUGAUGAUAGUGAUGAUGAAGAAGUGAUAGGUAGAUCAAGUAGAAGCACCAAAUCUUCUUUGGAUACUGAACAAAGUGCAGUUAUGCAAGAGAGUAUGAGUGAGUUCAUUGUGGGUGAUUCUGAUGAAGAGCAGCAUUUUGAAGAACCACUGGACAAAGAUGAUGUUGUUGAUGAGAGUCUGCUGGAUGAAUCAGAGGAUUCAUCCGCCUCAGAAGUAGAAGAAGAAACAGCUGGAAGAAAACGAAGGAAAAAACAUGUUAUAAUCAGUGAUGAUGAAGAAGAGGAGGAAGAAGAAGAAGAAAAAAAAGAGAAAGAAGAAGAAGAGGAGGAGGAGGAUGGUGAUAAUGAUCCCUGCAUCUUUAAAACAGAUGGACAGUAUAAUAAAGCAAUGAAGAAAACUGACUUAAUUACAAUGGAAGCUGAGGAAGGGAGAUCAACUCAUGAUACCAGUAGAAUAUCAGAUGAAGAAAGAGAUGGAGAAGAUAAAGAACUAGAUGAAGAUGAUGAGGAGGAGGAAAAUGAAGUACUGAAGGAAGAUGAAAUGGUGGAUGAGGAGGAAGAAGAGGAUAGUUAUGAACAUAGUAUAGAAGACGAGGAGGAGGAGGAUGAAGCAGAGGAAAACACAGAUGAGGAAGAGGAGGAUGAAGAAAGUGAUGAAAGCAGGAGUGAAGAUGAAUCAGACAUGGAGAUGAGAGCAAAGUACAAAGCUCUUGUCAAGAAAGGAAUGUCAAAAGUAUCCGAGGGUGAUAACAAGAGUGCACUACGUGCCUUCCUCCAAGCACUCUAUAUUGAUGGUAGCAGUGAAAAACUCCAGCUCAUAGCCCUCAAACUCAAGAAGAAACUAGAGAACCAAUGAGAUAUUACCCAACUGAUAUAACAAGAGUGUCCUACGUGCCUUCCUCCAUACACUUUAUAUUGAUGGUAGCAGUGAAAAACUCCAGCUCAUAGCCCUCAAACUCAAGAAGAAACUAGAGAACCAAUGAGAUAUUACCCAACUGAGAUAACAAGAGUGUCCUACGUGCCUUCCUCCGAGCACUCUAUAUUGAUGGUAGCAGUGAAAAACUCCAGCUCAUAGCCCUCAAACUCAAGAAGAAACUAGAGAACCAAUGAGAUAUUACCCAACUGAGAUAACAAGAGUGUCCUACGUGCCUUCCUCCAUACACUUUAUAUUGAUGGUAGCAGUGAAAAACUCCAGCUCAUAGCCCUCAAACUCAAGAAGAAACUAGAGAACCAAUGAGAUAUUACCCAACUGAGAUAACAAGGGUGUCCUACGUGCCUUCCUCCGAGCACUUUAUAUUGAUGGUAGCAAUGAAAAACUCCAGC